GCCUGGGCUCUGACAUCCCGCAGUGUGAGAGGGUCCCAGUGCCUGGGCUCCAGCCUGAACCAGAACAGCUGCACUGCGGUGUGAUAACCCUGCAGCCUGAACCUCGGUGCCACGGGUUUAUUGCAGUGUAGACGUACCCGAAGGGGCACGAGGCACACAGGGAGCAGAGCAUGGAUCACUUGGGCCAGCUGAAUCACUGAGUCCCAGCAGGCGGGUUUUGUCUGCUCUCCCCGUGAUGCCGCCGCACACAAUCCCUUGUUUAAUGCCAGCGAGAGUUUUCAUUUCCCAGAAGAUGGGGACGGGGCUGCAAGCAGAUCCCGCAUCCUAAUGAUAAAGGCGUCCCUAGCAGCCUGGAGCCAAGCCUGAAGACGAACAUCUAAGGCACAAUGGGCGUCCUAAUCCUAACAUCCGCCCUGUGAGCGGAUUUGGGCUCAGCAGCUCAGCCCUACUUUAAAAAUGAUUCUUGCCCUCAUAGCAACAAAUGAAACGCUGAAAGCUUGAGUCAAGUGUAAGCCGUGCAGAGAUGUCCGCCUGAGUUAAGGGACAUUAGCUUGGACGGGUGUGGAUUGCCCCAUUCAUCUCAAUGGGAUGUUAACUCUGAACCCUACAGAUGGCAAGUAAUAACCCAACAGUGCUAACUACUUGGGCAGAAGCGUCCAGCCGAUGUGUUGACUCCACACUGUCAAUCAAUCUUCCACCCAUUCCCAGCUGCCAGUUGCCCCUCACGCAGCGACCGAGACCUUCAGCUUCCCCCCGGAAGAUGUCUGCAAAGCCGUUCUGUAAUUUCGUUCCAGGAUUCGAUAGCACGUUGAAAACUGAGUGUGUGGGGACAGCAUGAAGCAAAGUGGAUUUAACAUCCAAAUACAGAGCGUGAAGCUGCGCUGCGUUACUCAGCUUCUUCCCUGAGUCCCCAGAAAGCUCCGGUUCCAAAUGUAUUUGAAGCUGCUGCAGACUUUCCACCAGAGGCUGCAGAAUGUAGGCCCAGCUUCUCCCAGAGCGCACCGAGCCCUGACUGUGAUGCUGCCCAGAGCUGAAGUGGAUUAGCCCACGGGGACGUUUCCAAAGCCCUGGGAUGCGCUGGGGUCCCAGCGAGGCGUGAGGACAGGACCGCCCCUCCCUUCUGGAGCAGUGGCAGAGCGGCACCGGGAGCAGAAUGAGGGAGAACUAUGAUGCCAUGAUUGCUCUGGGGUCCCCCGUCGCCAAACCCGAGAUUGUCCCACGGGUCGAGCAAGCCGAAGAGCCUCGUGCCAAGGCUCCUGGGGAGGCAGAGCAGAGGGAGGCCCCUGGUAGCGCCAGCCCAGGAUCCGUAGUGCCCAAGCCCGAGAUCGUCCCGCAAGGUGAGCGAGAGCAGCAGCAGCAGCAUGGUGGCGGGGAGCAGAUGGGGCUGGAAGGACGAAAAGGCCCUGAGAGCAGCUUCUCAGAUGACUGGCUCAUCCGGACGGUGAAGGUGGAGGAGGACUAUGAGGAGUGGCCUGCGAGUCUCAGUGCGGAGGCGCUGCUGUCGGGCAGCAGCUUGCUGCACCCCGACGGGGGCCAUGGCUACCUGGGCGCGUGCAAGCUGGAGAGGCCGAGCCUGGAGGACUACGGCAGCUACGGCGACCUCCCGGGCUUGGCCCUGCAGCAGUGGCAGCUCCUGACCGAGAAGCCGUACGGCUGCACCGAGUGCGAGCGGCGCUUCAAGGACAAGCUGACACUGCGGCUCCACCAGCGGGUGCACACCGGGGAGAGCCCCUACGCCUGCGGGGAGUGCGGCCGCAGCUUCAGCCAGAAGCCCAACCUGGUGGCCCACCAGCGCACCCACUCCGGGGAGCGGCCCUUCCCCUGCGCCCAGUGCGGCAAGGGCUUCAGCAAGAAGGCCCACCUGACGCGGCACCAGCGCAUCCACACGGGCGAGCGCCCCUACCAGUGUGCCCAGUGCGGCCGCUGCUUCAGCCAGAAGAUCCACUUGGGAUCGCACCAGAAGACGCACACCGGGGAGCGGCCCUUCCCCUGCGCCGAGUGCGGCCGGAGCUUCCGCAAGAAGACGCACCUGAUCCGGCACCAGCGCAUCCACACCGGGGAGCGUCCCUACCAGUGCGCCCAGUGCGCCCGCAGCUUCACCCACAAGCAGCAUCUGGUGCGGCACCAGCGCGUGCACACGGAGCCGGAGCCAGAGCCGGGGGCACUGGCCCAGCUGGAGACAAGUGCCCCCUGCAGGCUGCCAGAAGUGGCAGUGCCACCCCCAGGGUCCUCGCCGGAGCAGAAACCCUUCACCUGCCCCGAGUGCGGCAAAAGCUUCAGCUGGAAGAAGAACCUGACGUCGCACCAGCGGCUGCACCUGGAGGGGCGGCCCUUCUCCUGCGCCGAGUGCGGACGCGGCUUCAGUGACAAGCGCCACCUGACUGCCCACCUGCGCAGCCACAUGGGCCUCAAGCCCUACGCCUGCGCCUACUGCGAGAAGAGCUUCAGCCACAAGCCCAACCUGACCACACACCAGCGCACGCACACCGGGGAGCGCCCCUUCGCCUGCCCUGACUGCGGCCGCAGCUUCACCCACAACCAGCACCUGGUGCGGCACCGCCGCGUCCACACCGGCGAGCGCCCCUUCGCCUGCCCCCAGUGCGACCGCAGCUUCAGCUCCCGGCCCAACCUCAUCGCCCACACCAAGGCCCACUCAGGCAAGCGGCCCUACAUCUGCGAGCAGUGCGGCCGCGGCUUCAGCCGCAAGUCCCACCUGGUGAGGCACCAGGCCGUGCACACCGGCACCCGCCCCCACGGCUGCAGCCUGUGCGGCAAGCGCUUCAGCUCCAAGACCAACCUGGUCCGGCACCAGGCCGUGCACACGGGGCACCGGCCCUACAUCUGCACCCAGUGUGGCAAGAGCUUCAGCAGGAAGACGCAUCUCCUGAGGCAUGAGCGUACCCACGCUGCCCCCCUGCAGAGGGACAGGGACAGCACCUGGGCUGUGCAUGACCCCCUGAGCCAGCAGGCAGCCUGCCUCUAGCGGUGGGGGACUAGUGACUCGCACGGCUCACCACUCCGAGGGACCAGUUACUCUGCUGUGAGCUGGACAAAGUGCGGGCAGGUGCUGUGCUCUCAGUGCCAACCUGUAAUCCCCCUCCCCGCUGUGCUAUCCCAGCCAUGGGCUCCCCCACAUACACUGCUCUGCAACUCCCCUCCACACCAACCCCCCCGUAUUCCAGUCCUUCCAUGUCACCCUGGUUCUGCUCAUGCAUUUCAGACUCAACCUGCAGCCCCCUGCUAAUCCAAGGGCUCCCUCCCCCACCAGCUCUGCUGGUGCCCCUCAUUCCUGACAGCCAGCCAUCGCAGUCCUUCUCUAGAUCCUCACUUCAGCCCGGCCCUGCCAUGCCCACUUGGGGCUCCCCACCCACACGGCUCUGUCACUCGCCCUCAAUCCCAGCUCUCCGGCGUAUGGAUGGGAUGGGAGAGAGAGAGAGAGAGCUGGGAAGCCACAGGAGAGAAGCUGCCUGAGUGUCCUGCAGCGAGACCCGCUUCUGAUCCAGACGUGCCUUGAGAGCCCAGCGCGCGGUUCAGACAGCCCAGCCCGCAUGGGCAUGGGCAGGGACACCACUGGGCGCAGCUGCCCUCAGCCUGUCCAUCAUCCACCUGCUGCGAGACAAGUCCUUCACGCCGCCUGGGGAGCUGACCAGGCAGGAGACGGGGUUAGGACUCCUCGUUGAAUCAUUCCUAAGCUGGAAAGGGGGAUAAUACCGUUCCCCUGAGCCAAAUGGUGCCAUAAACAGUGUUCUCGAACGGUGCUGGAGAUGGGUUGGAAGCUGGCUUCUCACUUCCCCAGUCGCUGGCCAGGGCACCCAGCGCUGGUCCAGCAAGAACUGUGGGCAAGCGAGAAGGGGGGGUUCUGUUCUCUACCUGAGAGGGGGCACAGCAGGGGACCCCCAAGCGAAGGGGCAUUUGAAUGUUAACGUCCCUCUGUAAUUAAAGACGAAACUCAA
This is a messenger RNA of Trachemys scripta elegans, 3953 nucleotides long. RefSeq names its product zinc finger protein 467 (gene ZNF467). NCBI's taxonomy places the organism in Eukaryota, Metazoa, Chordata, Testudines, Emydidae. The coding region runs from base 1154 to 2983 and encodes 609 amino acids. The transcript has 5 exons. The record is from RefSeq and is a predicted model, not a curated record. Gene Ontology annotation, molecular function: DNA-binding transcription repressor activity, RNA polymerase II-specific. Gene Ontology annotation, biological process: negative regulation of transcription by RNA polymerase II.